AUGGCACCUUGGCUAGAAUGGAUAGCGAGGGAACGUGCGGGAGGGAUAAACACAGGGAAUGGAGGGAACGACAAUAAUGGGAAUGAUGGGAAUAAUAAUAACAACAACAAUGGAGGAAACGAGGACUCCUCAGUGUGGGGUCAGUUCACUGCAUGUGCACCUCUCCAUCAGCGACGGGGUCAGGACCGUCGGCGCCUAUCCAAUGAAUACGUGUCCGAUGAAGAUUCACCACUUUUACAACUUCGAACCCUCGAUGAUUAUACCCCGGCAUUAAAAAAUGCUGCUAGGGCGAUUAGAAGGAUUCAAUUGCUAGUGGCUAGAAGGAAAUUUAAAGAGGCUCUAAGGCCGUAUGAUGUUAAGGAUGUGAUUGAACAAUAUGCUGCUGGACAUGUGGAUUUACAAGCGAGGGUUAAACACGUACAACAAAGGCUCGACCAGAUUAUGGGAAGCAAGCCUAGCAAGGAGGACCUUAAAACAUCUCUGGCUAAUCGAGUAAUGAAAAUGGAGAGACAAGUUGAAAAGAUUGACAAGAAAUUGGAUUUGUUGGUGGAAAUGUUUUUGGAGGAGAAAAGGAUACGUUUGGUCGACAAAGGUAUUAAAACCGGUGGUGGUUUUGGUGGGCAUUCUACCGGAAAUUCAAAUAAUGCUACUGGACAUCGUUCUAUAAGUCUUCGACAGGCAUUCUCUCCCCCUUCCAGAGGAUAUCAACAAAAAAGCUCAGCUCCCGAAUUUCAACCUCCUCGUCAGUCAAUGUCAUCAACACUUUUGCCUUGUUCCUCCUCCAGCGUCCCAAAAGUGCCAAUAUCUCCACAUAAACAGCUCCAAUUAAGUCAAUCACUAAAAUUACAACAACAACAAUCUCAGAAGAAACAACAAAAAAUUCCGACUUUGAGACAGUUGGACAAAGUUGGAACUCAAAUACCUUCUUCAUUGCCUAUCAAAACUAACCAGAAAUUAGAGACUUCAACAGCUAGGAAGGAUAAAGACGAGGAAGAAGAGAAUAUUCAUGGAGAGGAUGAGCCUUUAAUAAGAGGCUCAAAAAAGGGGAUUGGACCUCCAGCUCCGAAUGAUUCUAUUGUAUAA
Molecule: messenger RNA, 1083 nt
Organism: Meloidogyne enterolobii
Lineage: Eukaryota; Metazoa; Nematoda; Chromadorea; Rhabditida; Meloidogynidae
Source: the annotation of a GenBank genome assembly